This is a messenger RNA of Schistosoma turkestanicum, 939 nucleotides long. The record is from the annotation of a GenBank genome assembly. NCBI's taxonomy places the organism in Eukaryota, Metazoa, Platyhelminthes, Trematoda, Strigeidida, Schistosomatidae.
AUGGAAGAUAUAUGUCAUAAAAUUUUAGACUUAUACCCAGCUGAUGGAAAUACCGGUGAUGAACAAGUUGGCAGUACUACUACUACUACUACUACUGCUACUGCUACCGCUACUCCAACAACGAAUAAUAGUAAUAAUAAUAAUAACAGUCAUAUUACUAAACGUGAAUUACCAAUUCAUCAUCAUUCCACUCAUUCCAUGUCAUUUGAUUCAAGCAAGUAUCAAGGAAUUCAUAGUAGAGGUGGCGAGCCACCACCUGUUAAAAGGCAAGCAUUGAUGCGUUCCACAGGGAGUAGUAAUGUUUAUGCAUCAACUACUGUACACACUGGUUCUUCUUCCAGUGGUGAUAAUCAUAUUAAUAGUAGUCAUGUGACUGCACCAAUGAUCAAUGACAGUGCGAAAUUAAUGAAACAUGUUCCAUAUCCUGCACAUUAUCGUCCACCAUCUGAUGCAACGGUUCACAAUAAUAAUAGUAAUAAUAAUAAUCAUAAAAUACCUGUAUAUAAAUGAAAUAAUGUUAGAAAUAAGUCAUUCGUGUAUACAACUGCUUAUUAAACAAAUUCACCAAUAGUCAAGUGUGAGUGUGUGUGUGACUUUAUCGAUCGUUAUGCUCACAAUCAAACACAGAAGAAGACGACGAAGAAUACUCUUUUUCUGCUUAUGAUGUCCAGUUCGAUCAACACUCUUUUAUUGAAUCAUUGAUUAUAUAAUUUGUAUUCUAAUGCUCAGGUUUUUCUGUACAUAAAAUCUAUGAAUAUUUAUAUAUAUACAUAUAUCUAUCUAUCUAAAUAAAUAAAUUUAAAACUGUGAUGAAAAGAAAUUCAAUUUUUUUUUCAAAAAAUUAAAAUGAACCUUUUUGUUGUGUGUGUACUUACCUCAAUCUAUUAUUUUUUGGGGGGUUUUUCGCCCAAGGUCAUCUUCAACAUAUCCUCCUUCCGG